ACCUUAUCUCAUUGUGACAGUCCAUCAAAUCCUCCAGUCGCGUAGUAUUCUCCUCGAGGUGACCCGCGACGGCCUUCGAUCUGGAGAUGGAACCGUGACACUUCGCCGGCCAGUGAUAGCAAUCCGGCUCGACAUGUGGGUUUCCUUAGAGACAAGUCUUCGAUGAUGCGUCUCAUCAUUCGUGACGACAAGGACACAGCAUCCUCGUUCAUCGCAAAUUAUAUCAUCGACCGUAUCAAGGCAUUUGGCCCGACUCCAAACAAACCAUUCGUACUCGGUCUUCCCACUGGCAGUUCGCCAGAGGGUGUGUACAAGAAUUUAGUCAAACGUCAUAAGAAUGGCGACAUAUCAUUUCGCGAUGUAGUGACCUUCAACAUGGACGAAUACGUUGGCCUCCCUCGCGAGCACCCCGAGUCGUACCACAGCUUCAUGUACAGACACUUCUUUUCACAUGUCGACAUCUUGCCAUCGAACAUCAAUAUCCUGAAUGGCAAUGCUCAUGACCUCGAGGCCGAAUGCAUUGCGUAUGAAGAGAAGAUCAAGCGCGCAGGUGGUAUCGAGCUCUUCCUUGGUGGCAUUGGUCCUGACGGUCACAUCGCCUUCAACGAGCCCGGAUCCAGUCUCGCAUCGCGCACUAGGGUCAAGACUCUUGCAUAUGAUACCAUCGUUGCCAACUCGAGGUUCUUUGGCGGAGAUGUCGCAAAGGUGCCUCGUAUGGCAUUGACGGUGGGCGUGCAGACAGUCUUGGAUGCAAGAGAGGUCGUCAUCAUCAUCACUGGCUCACACAAGGCUCUCGCACUCCAGAAGUGUAUCGAGGGUGGCGUCAACCACAUGUGGACGCUGUCAAGUCUGCAAUUACACCCUCAUGCAAUGAUCGUCGCCGACGAUGACGCUACAUUGGAGCUCCAAGUCAAGACUGUCAAGUACUUCAAGUCCAUCGAGCAGGUCGCUUCGACUCAAGGCUUUACUCAGACUCUGCCCGACAUCAGCAUCACCACCUCGAAACGUGAUUCCAUCAUCGAGAAGCUUGACAGCCCUCGCUCGCCCAAGUCAUCCUCGCCAUUCGUGAUCACCUCGAGCUCUACACCAACAUCACCUACGUCAAUCAGUAACACAAGCAAGACCUUAUCAGUACACAAGACAAGCACAGGCCUACAAAGAUCUGUGACACCUGAGCCAGUGCUAGACAGGAUGGCAGAUAGACUACCGCCCUCUCCCUCCCCAGCUUUCGCAAAGCUAUCUGUUAGCACGCCAAUUCAACGGCCGAUCACUCCUGAGCUAGUUCCGGAUCGCAUGGCUGAUAGACUUGCCAGAACGCCUCAGAUGGCAGGUCAAGGUCAUGAUGACUUGGUGGUUGAUGAGCUGCCUUUGAGCAGUAUGGGACGCAGAAUCGCUGUCUGAUAUGGCUUGAGCUUACUACCAUGUUAUUUUAUGUGUAUAUAUGAUAUCCAAUGAAGUGUUGU
This is a messenger RNA of Aureobasidium subglaciale EXF-2481, 1463 nucleotides long. RefSeq lists its product as uncharacterized. NCBI's taxonomy places the organism in Eukaryota, Fungi, Ascomycota, Dothideomycetes, Dothideales, Saccotheciaceae. The coding region runs from base 163 to 1401 and encodes 412 amino acids. The record is from RefSeq and is a predicted model, not a curated record. Gene Ontology annotation, cellular component: cytoplasm. Gene Ontology annotation, biological process: N-acetylglucosamine catabolic process; D-glucosamine catabolic process; N-acetylneuraminate catabolic process. Gene Ontology annotation, molecular function: glucosamine-6-phosphate deaminase activity; identical protein binding. The transcript is spliced from 5 exons.